This is a messenger RNA of Funneliformis geosporum, 226 nucleotides long. The record is from the annotation of a GenBank genome assembly. Lineage: Eukaryota; Fungi; Glomeromycota; Glomeromycetes; Glomerales; Glomeraceae.
UAAUGAUCAAGAUUCUGAUAAUUUAAGAAAUAUUACAAAUGAAGAAGCGGUAAUAUUAAUAGAAGAAGAACAUAAAAUAGUACAAGAUGAAUUAGAAAACGAAAUGGAUUUUCAAUUGGAAAAUGAAUUUAAUGAAUAUCUUCAAAAUUGGGCAGAAAUGCUAGAAGGGGAAGGAAUUAGCAUUUUUAAUGAAAAUGAUGAAAAUAUUUUGAAGAUAAUAUUAUAG